AGCCCAGCCCAGCCCCCUACAACUUCAAUCAGCGGCAAUGUUAUGCUGGGUCACUGUUGGGAGUGGAGCAGACGGGAGCAGACUAAGCAGAGGCGAUGCCGAGCGAAGAAGCUUCAGCCGAAACGGCGUCGCAGGAGAACGUAGAGGCCUUGCUUGAAGCUGCUAGAUAUGAUGACAUUGAUGAUGUUAAAAUCAUAGCUUCUGCUGGAGUUUCUCUUGAUUCUAAGGAUUCACAAGGGAGAACAGCACUUCACAUGGCUGCAGCUAAUGGACAUCUUGAUGUUGUGGAGUUUCUUAUCAGUAGUGGAGUGGAUCUUAAUGCUUCUAAUGUGGAGAAGAAUACACCACUUCAUUGGGCUUGCUUAAAUGGGCAUAUUGAGGUGGUUAAAAAUCUGAUUCUUGCUGGAGCAAAUGUAACUGCACUAAAUAGCCAUGAGAGGACUCCAAUGGAUGAAGCAGUAAGUAGGGGAAAGAUGGAUGUUAUUGACGCAAUUAAUGCAGCUGUGGCACAAGUUGAACUUACUGGCAUUGGGGUUUCUGAAACUUAAAGAUGUGUAAUGGUUUUUGUAGUUUGUAUCUGUUGGUUAUAGUAUACAAGCUUUUAAGUUGAAAAUUUUGGUGAGCGAAUUCUCGCCGUUCCUUGUGAGCUGUGACAGCUCUUUCUUUCAUGGUUAACUACCCACUUUGAGUAAAUAUACUGUCUUGGUGGAUUUGGGGGUCUCA
Molecule: messenger RNA, 723 nt
Organism: Vitis vinifera (wine grape)
Lineage: Eukaryota; Viridiplantae; Streptophyta; Magnoliopsida; Vitales; Vitaceae
Exons: 6
Coding region: 96-548 (150 amino acids)
Molecular function (GO): protein binding
Source: RefSeq, a predicted model, not a curated record